This is a messenger RNA of Daucus carota subsp. sativus, 1285 nucleotides long. RefSeq names its product short-chain dehydrogenase reductase 3a. The record is from RefSeq and is a predicted model, not a curated record. Bases 242 to 1132 code for a protein of 296 amino acids. NCBI's taxonomy places the organism in Eukaryota, Viridiplantae, Streptophyta, Magnoliopsida, Apiales, Apiaceae. The transcript is spliced from 3 exons.
AACAUAAAAAAUGUGAUUUAUGUGAGAACUCAGCAUUAGUGAGAAAAAAAAAGGAAAAAGAAAAAAGAAAUAAACUUUGCUCAUCUCAGCUUCUAACCAAAGUCAAUAUUUUAUCAAUAAGCUCAAUCCUAAUCCCUAAUUUGCUUCUCUACACCUUUUACUUUUAGGUUGGUACCUUAAACUGAAGGAAGGAUUACAAAAAUUGCUCUCUUCUAGAACACAAAUUAAUUCCAGCAGAAAGAUGCUCAAGAGCAGAUCCAGAUGCAUUUUUCUUUCCGGAACUCUGAAUUCCCGAGGCUUCGACAGACGCUUCUCUGCACAAAGAAGCAAGCUUGAAGGCAAGGUGGCUCUGAUUACUGGAGCAGCAAGUGGCAUUGGGAAAGAAACUGCAACCCGGUUUAUCUCCCAAGGAGCCAAAGUUGUGAUUGCUGAUAUUCAGCAUCAAUGUGGCAUGGACCUAGCAACAGAACUUGGAUCAAAUGCCUCAUUCUUCCCCUGCAAUGUGACGAAAGAGUAUGAUAUCUCCAAUGCAGUUGACUAUGUUGUCUCCAAAUACAGACACUUGGACAUUAUGUACAAUAAUGCAGGUGUCGCAUGCCACACUCCUCCUAGCAUAAUUGACCUAGAUCUUGCAAUGUUUGACCAAGUCAUGGCAAUUAACGUCAGAGGGAUUUUAGCAGGGAUCAAGCACGCUUCCCGUGUGAUGAUACCGCGUCAAAGUGGUUCCAUCCUGUGCACGACAAGUGUCACUGGGCUAAUGGGGGGUUUAGCGCCGCAUACAUAUUCAGUAUCAAAGUCAUCAGUGAUAGGAAUGGUGAAAUCUGUUGCAUCAGAGUUGUGCAAACAUGGGAUCCGAAUUAAUUGCAUAUCACCAUUUGCAAUUCCAACCGCAUUUUCCAUUGAAGACAUGAGCCGGUUCUUUCCAGGAGUGGAAACACAAAGGCUCAUUGAAAUGAUUCAUAAUGCAGGUGCACUAAAGGGAGCAAAAUGUGAGCCGGUUGAUGUAGCCAAUGCUGCACUCUAUCUUGCAUCCGAUGAUGCCAAGUACGUUACUGGGCAUAAUCUUGUAGUAGAUGGCGGUUUUACAUCCUUCAAGGCUUUGGAGUUUCCAGCACCAGGUCAAUUACAAUAAGAAUGCAAGUUGUACACUGACUUAUUGUACUACUAGUUUAUUAGAAUUUCUGUUUUGUCAUCUCUAUCUAGAGCAUUAAUCAUGUACAUUAUAGUAGCCUUCUUACACCAACAUCUUAAACUCUUCCUUCAGUAAGUUACAUAUUUUUCACUC